AUGGCCAAUGAUUACAUAGAGUACCUUUCGGCCAACGUGCUGAACGAUGGCCAGACGGCAAGUCAAGUCAGCUACCGCACCUUGAGUCGAGCACUCCGAGUCCACGCCAACCGAGCCAAACAGAUGCUCUACGACUUUCACACCACCCAAAUCAAAAAGAAGCCCGACUCGUUGCAUGCGACAUACCUGAUCACCGGAUUCCAGUCUGUCUCGCCCCCACAGCCAGAAGAUGCCGUCCCCGAUCAAUCCAGUCCUGCCCAUCAAGAGCCCGCAUCAUAUCGAGCAACAUCAUUACUUCUAGUAGACCAAGACAAUCUUGACGCCGCAAAGUCCACAUUCGACCAACUCGUCUCUAUCCAUGUCUACAGCCUGCAGCCCACCAGGAUCAAUGAUCUGCAUGUCUUGACAGAGUGCAAUCGAGCCAUCAUGGCUACAGCUCUUGGUGAAGACCUGCUCGCCACCUACAAGCAAUAUGGUGUUAUUCAGAACCCUCAAGUCAAGCGUCGUCCCAUGCGUGCUCAACCCCCAGCACAGACUUCCACUACUUCAAAAUCCGAAGCACAGCCAGCAAAAUCAAUCUUCCCAUCUACAAAGACUGCUGCCAAACCCCUCUCCAAGACCACAACGACCUCGUCCAAAACCACUCCAGACUCAUCGCAGCCUUCAACCCAAACUUCUGCCAAGCCUGCUGCUGCUGCUGGUGCUGCUGCUACAAAGGCUGCACCUCUCAAACGCGAAGGCUCGAGCUUGUUCAAAGCCUUUGCCAAAGCAAGGCCGAAGACACAGAGCCAGGCCACUGGAACCUCCGCUGAAGCUUCACCGGCAGCAGAUCUGGUCGCAAACGAAGACGAUGCUAUGAAUGGUCUAUCGGAUGAAGAAGCCGACGAUGAAGAUACCGCUAUGCUUGAUGAUGGUGCCAUCACCGAAACAGGAGCCAAAUCAAAGAAGGAGAGGGAAGAUGAACUGCGCCGUAUGAUGGACAUGGAAGACGAACCAAUGGCCGAUGUACCAGCCAACACUGGAGCCGCAGAAGCUUCGGAAAAUGCAGAGGAUGAACCUGAUUCUAAACCAGAAGCCCAGGAAAAAGAAGAACCCGAAGAAACUGUCACCGUAUCUGAUGGCCGCCGGCGUGGCAGAAGAAGAGUCAUGAAGAAGAAGACGGUUCAGGAUGAGGAAGGCUACCUUGUAACACGAGAAGAAGCUGCUUGGGAGUCCUUCUCGGAAGAGGAGCCUGCGCCCAAGAAAGCGAAGGUGUCGGUCGCGCCAACCACGGCAAAGGCCAAGAAGGCCGCUCCAAAGGGACAAGGAAACAUCAUGUCUUUCUUCUCCAAGAAAUGA
This is a messenger RNA of Aureobasidium namibiae CBS 147.97, 1338 nucleotides long. RefSeq lists its product as uncharacterized. The coding region runs from base 1 to 1338 and encodes 445 amino acids. The record is from RefSeq and is a predicted model, not a curated record. Lineage: Eukaryota; Fungi; Ascomycota; Dothideomycetes; Dothideales; Saccotheciaceae. Gene Ontology annotation, molecular function: DNA-directed DNA polymerase activity. Gene Ontology annotation, biological process: DNA replication; nucleotide-excision repair, DNA gap filling; DNA strand elongation involved in DNA replication. The transcript has 8 exons. Gene Ontology annotation, cellular component: nucleus; delta DNA polymerase complex.